Molecule: messenger RNA, 1885 nt
Organism: Durio zibethinus
Lineage: Eukaryota; Viridiplantae; Streptophyta; Magnoliopsida; Malvales; Malvaceae
Product: tubulin alpha-3 chain
Biological process (GO): microtubule-based process
Cellular component (GO): microtubule
Molecular function (GO): structural constituent of cytoskeleton; GTP binding
Source: RefSeq, a predicted model, not a curated record
UUGCGGAAGCCAAAAAAUCAUCAAAUCCCAUUAGUUAAAAUUUAUUUUGUAUGUUUCCAUCUUCUUUUAAUUUUGGUCCUUUCCUUGCCUUCCAUUCUUCUAGUUUGUUAGAUCAGAUCCAUAGUCACUUAUUUUGACAAAAGGAAGAAAGAAAAAGGAGAGAGAUGAGAGAGAUUAUAAGCAUCCAUAUAGGGCAAGCUGGGAUUCAAGUUGGGAAUUCAUGCUGGGAGCUAUACUGUCUUGAACAUGGAAUCCACCCUGAUGGAAUGAUGCCCAGUGACAGCUCUGUGGGUGUGGCACAUGAUGCAUUCAACACUUUCUUCAGCGAAACGGGUUCAGGAAAGCAUGUUCCUAGAGCUGUCUUUGUUGAUCUGGAACCCACUGUUAUCGAUGAAGUUAGGACUGGCCCUUACCGACAACUUUUCCACCCUGAGCAGCUUAUUUCUGGCAAGGAAGAUGCUGCCAAUAAUUUUGCCAGAGGCCACUAUACAAUUGGUAAGGAAAUUGUCGAUCUCUGCCUUGAUCGAGUUAGGAAGUUAGCUGACAACUGCACUGGUUUGCAAGGCUUUCUGGUGUUUAAUGCUGUCGGAGGUGGAACUGGUUCUGGUCUGGGGUCUUUGUUGUUGGAGCGCUUGUCUGUAGAUUACGGAAAGAAGUCAAAGCUAGGGUUCACCAUCUAUCCUUCACCGCAAGUCUCAACAGCAGUUGUGGAGCCUUACAAUAGCGUUCUGUCCACUCAUUCCCUUCUUGAGCACACAGAUGUGGCUGUGCUCUUGGACAAUGAAGCUAUUUAUGACAUAUGCCGGAGAUCCCUUGAUAUUGAGAGGCCAACUUACACCAAUUUGAACCGAUUGAUAUCUCAAAUCAUAUCAUCCUUAACAACUUCUUUAAGGUUUGAUGGAGCCAUCAAUGUGGACAUUACAGAGUUCCAAACCAAUCUUGUUCCAUAUCCCCGCAUCCAUUUCAUGCUCUCUUCAUAUGCACCAGUUAUCUCAGCUGAGAAAGCAUACCAUGAGCAAUUAUCAGUUCCUGAGAUCACAAACGCAGUGUUUGAGCCUUCAAGCAUGAUGGCGAAGUGUGAUCCUAGGCAUGGGAAGUACAUGGCAUGCUGCCUCAUGUAUCGAGGAGAUGUUGUCCCCAAGGAUGUUAAUGCUGCUGUUGCUACUAUCAAAACCAAGAGGACUGUGCAGUUUGUUGACUGGUGCCCAACUGGCUUCAAAUGUGGUAUUAACUAUCAGCCCCCAACUGUUGUACCUGGAGGAGAUCUUGCUAAGGUGCAGCGAGCUGUUUGCAUGAUAAGCAAUAAUACAGCAGUUGCGGAGGUGUUCGCACGCAUUGACCACAAGUUUGAUCUCAUGUACUCGAAGAGAGCUUUUGUCCAUUGGUAUGUUGGUGAGGGCAUGGAAGAAGGUGAAUUCUCAGAAGCACGUGAGGACCUGGCUGCACUAGAGAAAGAUUAUGAAGAAGUUGGUGCUGAAGGUGUAGAUGAUGAAGAGGAAGGUGAAGACUAUUGAUGUACUUAUGCAAAAGCAUUUGCUUUGAAGAUCAAUUCAGUGUGUGAGCGUAUUCCCCCCCCCCCCCCCCCCCCCCCUUUUCCUUAUGUCCUUCCUAUCGUUCUGUCUUCUUGUGUAGAACUGUCUAUCUUCCUGUGUGCUGCAAGAUUGUCAAAUUCUGCCCAUCUGUCUUGAGUCUUUUUAUGCUAUGAAUGAAGUAAUAUUUAGGGUUGUGUUGCAUGUCAUUUUGUUAGAACUGUUUGUCUUUUACUUAUGAAAGAUGCUUCAUAAGAACAUAAGUAGCCAUAUAAUCUAUUAUUCUGUUUUCUUGUUUAGCACUGUCAUAUUUAUGGAUGAUGUCUGCCAAAUUAUGUCUACAAUCUCUGUAAAGC